This is a messenger RNA of Aquila chrysaetos chrysaetos, 6135 nucleotides long. RefSeq names its product G protein subunit beta 4 (gene GNB4). Gene Ontology annotation, biological process: G protein-coupled receptor signaling pathway. The transcript has 10 exons. Gene Ontology annotation, molecular function: signaling receptor complex adaptor activity; protein binding. The record is from RefSeq and is a predicted model, not a curated record. Bases 205 to 1227 code for a protein of 340 amino acids. Gene Ontology annotation, cellular component: cytoplasm; heterotrimeric G-protein complex. NCBI's taxonomy places the organism in Eukaryota, Metazoa, Chordata, Aves, Accipitriformes, Accipitridae.
UAUUUCUUCAAUGCAGAAGAAUUCCCGGUGAUGCCAUCUGAAAACGUUUGCCAGGGUAAAGAGGCUUGUGGCUGUGUGAGGCAUGGACAGAGGGUGUGCCUGUACUUGACUCAUCUUUACUGCUCCAGUGACUGAUCGGGACUGAUAGUAAGAACUGCAAGAUUUUCUUCACCAGUGGUGUGUGAGAAAUAGAGACUGAAGAAGAUGAGUGAGCUGGAACAGUUACGGCAGGAGGCAGAGCAGCUGCGAAAUCAAAUCAGAGAUGCAAGGAAAGCAUGUAGUGACACAACUCUUGCUCAGAUCACAACAAGUCUGGACUCAGUGGGUCGAAUUCAAAUGCGAACAAGGCGUACGCUUAGAGGUCACUUAGCCAAAAUCUAUGCUAUGCACUGGGGAUCUGACUCAAGGCUACUAGUCAGUGCUUCUCAAGAUGGAAAAUUAAUUAUUUGGGAUAGUUAUACAACAAAUAAGAUGCAUGCCAUUCCUUUGAGAUCCUCCUGGGUGAUGACUUGCGCAUACGCACCGUCUGGAAACUACGUUGCCUGUGGUGGAUUGGACAACAUCUGUUCCAUAUACAACUUAAAAACCAGAGAGGGCAAUGUGAGAGUGAGCCGAGAGUUGCCAGGGCAUACAGGAUACUUGUCCUGUUGUCGCUUUCUAGAUGACAACCAAAUUGUCACCAGCUCAGGAGACACCACUUGCGCUUUGUGGGAUAUUGAAACUGGUCAACAGACCACCACAUUCACUGGGCAUACUGGCGAUGUGAUGAGUCUCUCUCUAAGUCCAGAUAUGAGGACUUUUGUUUCGGGUGCCUGUGAUGCCUCCUCGAAGCUUUGGGAUAUUCGAGAUGGAAUGUGCAGGCAGUCGUUCACAGGGCAUGUGUCAGAUAUUAAUGCAGUUUGUUUUUUCCCUAAUGGACAUGCAUUUGCCACUGGAUCUGAUGAUGCCACUUGCCGACUCUUUGACCUACGUGCAGAUCAGGAAUUAAUGAUGUAUUCGCACGACAAUAUCAUCUGCGGGAUCACUUCUGUAGCCUUCUCAAAAAGCGGUCGCCUCUUGCUAGCAGGUUAUGAUGACUUCAACUGCAACGUGUGGGAUACUCUGAAAGGGGAGAGAGCAGGUGUCCUUGCUGGCCAUGACAACCGUGUCAGCUGUUUAGGUGUUACUGAUGACGGCAUGGCUGUAGCUACAGGGUCUUGGGACAGUUUUCUCAGAAUCUGGAAUUAACUGGGAGCCAAACAUGUACAUUCUCCAUUUGAGAUCUGGAGAGAUCAAUGCUGCAGCCUAUAGCUGUGAAAUAACAUUUCUACCUUGUAUUUGCAGGUGAAGUUUUUCUAUUCACUGAUUAUUACACAAAAAGGCUUUCUGUAAACUAGAAAAAAAAUCAAGUGAAGAAAUAGGGGAGGGGGGAAGAAAUCACUGACUUUUUAAAAGGGGCCAGCACACAUAAUCAUGGUGACCGACAAACUAAGAGCCAGUCUUUUUGUUUUUGGUGGUUUGGUUAGAUUGUCCUUGAAGGGUUUUUGCUUGUGCUCAGUCUGCUAAUCCUGUACUUUUUUUUGUACAUAACAGAAUAUACACAUUAUAGCAGCCAAUCAUGUAACAUUUGUCUGUAUGUAAAGAAAUAUGUUUGCAUUUUUUAAGGAACUACAUUUAUAGCUUUGCUUUUAACCCGAGAUGUCACUUCUGAGUUUUGUAGUGGAUGAACUAGAUUGCUGUUUUAAAUGUUUUUGUGAAUUUACUGUAGAUAAAGUGAAGCCAAUGGUCUGUAUGUGUUUUUAUAAUGGAAGGCAUUUGAAUUUUUUUUUUAAAGGCCCUGGAGACUCCCAGUUAAUACCUACCGCCUUAUUCACUCACUUCUUGACCUGCUUGCCUAUUUUUAAUCAUGGGGGUUCUUCCUUCAAGCCAGUGGUUCCUGGUUCAUCCAUUGGCAGUCAUGGCCUCCAAACACCAAGGAGUUAACGCCAGGCAGACUUGCAACAACAGCAAAAAUAAUCAGAAAAUAAAAAUGUAAAAAACCAAAAAAAUCCAGUAUUAGCUUCCAUACUGCAGCUUUCCGCAUCAGUUAUUCCAUGCAGUCCUUGGGCAUGGAAGCCAAGUGACCUGCAUUGCUGUCAUUAAGUGGCUGAGUGCUUUUCCUUUUGACAAUUCAGCUCUAACUAAAUGAGGUGGUUUUGGCCCGUCGCAAACUCUAGCUGAUUUGCACUAACAAAAUGAUUUGGCAUGAUGCUCAGUGCGCAGAAAGCAGUGUAUUUGCAAAGCUUGCUCAAUUACCACAACCAACUGAGAAAUUUAGGAGGACUUUGCUUAAAUUCUUAAAGGAGAUUUGAAUGUGCAGUUAAUCGCCUGUAAUCCCCCCUCCAAAUUAGGGGGUUGCCAAAGCAUACCACAACCAAAAGCGCUUGUUGUCAGUUACGUGCAGUGUGAAUUAAUAAAAGGAAUUGUGUAACUUACAAUGAACCAAAUAACCUUACUUACCUGUGUGACCCUUUAAAACUUCAUAGUAUAAACUUAGCGACUUGCUUGUUCUCCUGUGGUCACAGAGGUCUGUACCAUGGUGGCUUAUUAGAUGCUAAUUGUUCUGCAGCUCUGUCACUGUAAAUAGCCAUUUCCUCUCCUGUUCCUGAUUUUAUUCUGAUUUUAAUGUCAGUUGCUUAUAAAUGAUAGGUUCUGAUCAAGUAGAGUUGACUGUAGAUACAGGAAAAUCAAGUGACUGAUGCCCACUUGAAACUACCCGGGGAAGAUUGCUUAACUUUUUGGUGCCUGGCAGCAUGCCUGCGCUUGCAAUGGAUGUUCUCUUGGGAAUCAGAACGUCUGUGGCGUUUUUGGAAAGGGGAAUUAAGUCUAUUGGCUUCUCUUAAGUGACUUAUUUUAAAGAUACGUGAAUUUUAAAUCAUCAGGUUGGAAGAUGUUAAUCUGCCCUCAUCUGAAGUUGUGGGGAGUCUGGGUAUCUCUGGGUCAGGUAGUAAAUAUAAGUGCCCGGUAUCUUGUAAUAUAUCAAACCAGAUUUGUGGCCGAGAUGACUAUUUGUCAAGUUUCUGACGUUUGUAAUCCUAAAUUUCAGUACUUCCAGACUGUGCCUGUAAACUUGCCAUGUCUAUAAUGGUGAAGGUGCCAAUAAAUGUACCGGUCAAUCACAGUAAAUUCACUUUUAAAAAAGAAAAAGGCGCAUCUUGUGCUGGAGAAGUAUACAUUUACUAACAGCAGACUGUGGUGUAGGACCAAAAUCACGCUAUAUUGUACGUCACAGGAAUUCCGCAGCAUUUUGCUUUAUGAUCUGUCUGCGUUAACAGAACUAUAAUGGAAUUCUUGUUAGUCUCUUAAGUGAGCAGCUCUUUGGGAUCUUGCAGACUUGGUUUAUUUUUUAGUGGUGCACUUGAUUAUUUUUUUUAACUCACAGCUGCCUUGAGUGAAUCAUUCUGGAAAUUUGUUACUAAGGAAUUUUAAGAAAAUAAUUCUUUUUCUAAAAGAUUUUUUUCCAUAGAAGUGUGUUUUGAACCAAUUUCCUAGUCAACACCUUUGCGAAGACAGGUGCCAUUUUUACAUUCUGGUAUUAAAAGUAGUUUCUACUUGUGAAACUCCAAAAAAAAUUUUACAAAUGUAUAUAUAACUUUUCUUAAAAGUUCAGGUAGACUGUAAACGUGGUAAUGGCUCUCGUACAGGUAUUACUGCAAAUAAUUUCGCUGUCAUUGUUUGAUGGGCAAUUGUCUGUUGGAUACAGCUGCUUUCCAAAUAAAUAAAGAGUGCCAACUACUUCCUAAUGAGGUUUCCAAAAGCAUCGUACAAAUAUCCGCCAGCUUUUGCUACUUGGUUAACCAGUGUUUGUAGUGCUGCAGGUCCCGAGGUGGCUCCUUUUGCGUUGGUGCACAAGGCAACCUGGAAGAAGCCCGAGCGCAGCUGGGGAAGCGGUAUCUGAUGCUUCUUGGGGACUUGUAGAAAGCUUGUGAUAGAUCCUGCCUGCCAAGGUGACGUUUGCUGUUUGAUUACUGUCAUGGAUAGAGUUUAGAUUAUUUUAUUUUUUUAAAGCCUACAGAUUUAAUGUAACACAUUGUUAUUAUAUGAGGCCAAAUGAUGAAUGUGCACAGGCUGUGGUAUUGCCUUUUUUAAACGGCUAUCGGUGACCUUUCAAAAUUGAUGCCCUUACUAAAAUGGAUGUGGUUUUAAUGGUAAAAGCUCAAACUCCUCCUAAGAUGAGGAAGGUAAUAAGAUGACCCUUCAUAGGUUUUACUUAAAAGGUUUUAUACCCAGCUUUGAAUCUCAAAGAAAAUGGUGCCUAUAGUUUAACGUAGGCUCAAGCAUGCAGCUCAUGUGAUUCCUAACUGUGCACCAUGACAGCAAACUCACUUACUGUACAGCGGAUUUUGCAGCACUGGUGGGUACAUGUUAACCUGUCUUUAGAAGUUUGUUGCCCAACUACGCCAUUAUCUGAAUUUCAAGUAACUUGGGUAAUUACAGAAAUGGAGUGACUAAGAACAUUGUGCCAAAACGGUGGCAAGGUAGCUCUUCCCCAGCCUCUCUUCUCAGUCAGUCAGUCGUUUAUGGCUCGGGAAGUGGAACUAUGAUGAGCUUUGUGUAACCAGAUUUAUUUUAUUCAGGUAGAGUUUUCUGUCAGCAUUUUCUAAUGUUGAUUUAACUUUGCAAUAGAGAAUACUAAUCAGGCAAGCGCCCAGCUUGGGCUUGUUCCCGUGUAGACUUGGACAUCGGUUUAUCGGUAGAGAUACCGGUUGAGAUUCUGGAAACCACAAAAAGCUUCUACGUGGCAUCGCGGUGAUGUAUACUCGCUUACUCCAGUAACGUGGGCCUGUUUCCAUCUGUCUCCAGACCUUUUUUCUUCCAAACACUGCUAUCCUCUGCCUUGCUAAACCGCAGAUACGUCGCAGUAUCUGGCAGAACCGAUAGUUCAAUGUAUUGACAACAAUAUAUACCAUUCGAAAUGGAACGUGGAUUAAAUAAAUAGGCUUUUCCCCCUGCCUAAGGAGAGGGCCUGACUUUGACUUGGCAAAGCUGAAUUGAUGUAACAGCUGGUCCUAGUGUGCUUACUGUAAUGCAUGGGUUGGAAAUAGUUAACUCUUUAAUUCAGUUAGUGUAACCGCUUGUCCCACAAUGAAGUUCACAUUACUUUAAGGUGGAAUGAAAACAUUGUGAAAACAUUCCAAGAGUGCUUAGUCUUUCCUCUUUGAGGACACUGUCACCUCCACUAGGUUUAGUGCUGUGCUUUAAGAUGUUGGUGAGAGUAUUGGCUAAUUCAACUAGUUGGUAUAAAUGGUUGUGUAGCAGAAUGACUGAUUUUUGAGAUAGCAUUUCCUGUAAAAGUAAUUAAGCAUGGGUUGAUGGUGCACUUUGUAUACAGUAAUCUGGCAUGCAUGCUGGUAAAACUACUUCCUACACUUCAGAGGCACCACAAGCCUUUUUAUCCAAUUGCUGGUUAUGUAAAAUACAUGCAGAAUGUUAAUGCAGUGUUGUUAUGGUAAAUGUGUGAACAGUGUUACUAAUUGAUAUAACUGAUAACAGAUUACAUGUGCCUGACAUUCUUAUACCACACAGUAUGUUUAGGUUUUAACUAAUAUGGACUUCGGUGGAAUAGUCUUAGAUAUCUAUUUCAAGCCUUUGUUUUACUUACACAAUGGUGCUCUAUUUGUGUUUUUCUCCUUUUUUUUUAAAAUAAAAGCAUCUGAACACUUGUAGUACAUAUUACAUCCAAAGGAGUCCAAAACAAAAUGCUUCUAAACAUGCUUGAUUUUUAAUUUGCCUUUGGUUUCCAGCAUUUCUCAUCAGCUAGGUUUUUUGGGUUUGGUUUUUUUUUUUUUAACUUGUUGCUGACUACUUUGGAAAACUUCGGUAAUGUUACCAAUUAUGAAGUGAUUCUGCACUGCCUUUGGAUUGUGUAUGUAUUCAGAAACAGUCUUAAAGCUUUUAUUUAAGCUAUUAAAAAAACCAGGGACUUGUGCCAUUUGUUCUUUAACAGUGCUGUUGUAAAAAGACUUCCCUGUGAAAAAAAAAAUCACUUGCUAUGAACUCUGUUUAUAGCUUUUUUUUUUUCCACGAUGGAUCUUUUUCUUUGUAUUUGUACAGUGGCUCAGUGAAAGAUGUUGCCAUGAGUUGAUAUUGUAACCAAUAAACAAGUGCUUUUAACCA